This is a messenger RNA of Nematolebias whitei (Rio pearlfish), 2102 nucleotides long. It is a transcript of the gene elmod3, whose product is annotated as ELMO/CED-12 domain containing 3. The record is from RefSeq and is a predicted model, not a curated record. NCBI's taxonomy places the organism in Eukaryota, Metazoa, Chordata, Actinopteri, Cyprinodontiformes, Rivulidae. The transcript has 12 exons. Bases 261 to 1571 code for a protein of 436 amino acids.
CUGAUGAAGACAAAUCCACUGCGGUCACUUCAUCUAGACUGACACUUUCAUAUACGUCCACCGUUAAAGCUGAUUAUUACUAAAGAUAAAAGGACAAUACAGUGUGCACAACAUGGAUUUCUACAACCGUUCUGUGAAAUCUAUCUGUUCAUACUGACAUUUCUAUGUAUGUGAGGAGAAGAGCACGGAUAAGUACCCACAAGUGUGCACUACAGAAACCAUGUUGGUCCUGGCUUUGACUCCUCAGCUCAUCAAACUUCAUGACAUCAGAAGCUCUUAAAGGCCAGAACCAGGAACGUCCUCGACAGGAAACAAAGUCACAUGCAAUGGAAGAAGAAACUGAUGUCCCUUCACACACACAGGGUCUGAAUGGUUUGUUGCUUGAGCAUAAACCUUUAGAAGAGAUCACCAAUGGACACUCAACCCAUAAGCCUGUCAUGAAUGGAGUAAUUGUAGGGCAAAAUGGCAAAGACCACACCAUCGGCAGUGCUCCUCUCAGAUCUCUGCCGAUCUCAGCGCUGAAGCAGAACGGUCUUCUGCAGACUCUGGCAGCAGGUGGAGACGAGCUCCAGCCUUCAGAGGAAAAGGACGAUGCAGAGCUGAAAAAGGCCAGACAGGAGUGGGAGGCUCUGGAGAACAUUCAACCAGCUCUGGCUGAGGACUCAAACCCAACGCCUCUCAUCUCCUUCAAUGAAGCCCUGCAGUACUUCCAGACCACAGAUCUCGGGGACUUAUUGAAGAACAUCCAGCCUACCAUUCGUAGAACUGGUCUGGCUGCCAUCACGCACUUCCUGUUUGGACCUCCUCGACUGCACAAAGAGCUCCUGGAGGAGAGGGAUCUUGUUUUUGCCAUUGCACAAUGCCCCGUGGAUAACAACCAAACAGUCCACAUGCGUGUUCUGCAGACCAUUUAUAAAAGGCUGAUAGGAAGCAGGCUGGAUUGUCCUCGGUAUGGUGCGCACUGGGAAAAUAUUGGCUUUCAGGGUACCGACCCAGCCACUGACCUACGUGGCACUGGUUUCCUUGGGCUGAUGCACGCUCUGUACUUUGUGAUGGACCCAGAGAUUCUGCCUCUGGCUAGAGAUAUCUACAAGUUAUCACAACACCCUACACAGAACUUCCCAUUCAGUGUGAUGUCGAUCAACAUGACCCGCAUUGCUCUGCAAGUGCUGAGAGAGGAGGCCCUGUCCAAAGAGUGCAAUCGUCGUCAACAAGUGGUUGGUGUCCUGAACGAGUUUUAUGUUGCCACAUACCUGCAUCUGUUCCAGCUGUGGAAGACCCAACAAAAGACCAUUGCUGACUCUGGCUUUGUUCUAAAAGAAGUGGAGCUUUUUGCCAAAAAGAAUCCCAAGCAGAUGCUGCGCCGACUAGAGGUCUUCCUGAAAGAGAGGCGGGCAGGUGGGAUCCCCCGUGGGACGUCGCCAGACCCGCAGGCCCAGCAGCCCUCGCCCAGCCUGGGGGAGCGAGAGGCCAGAUCUGGAACAGGGCAAGGAAGCAGGGGAAAGGAGAUGCACUUCACAGGAGUGUGUGAUCUCCCACCGGACAUGGAGGGAGAGGCCAGACUUAUCUAAGCUAGAGUCUGUGUGAGUGUGUGAGAGCUGUCCGUAACAAAUGUCUAUUACUGUACGUGUGAAAGUCUGAGGAAGAGCUCACCAGUCCCUGAUCUGGGGUCUGCUAUCUGAACCCUACAUUCAUACACUUCUCCUUCCACCGCUGCUGGGGUGCUGCACUUUGACCAGAUGGAGUUCUCUUUGAUUUUUUUGUUGUAAUUUAUUCUUUAAGCUGGGGACAUGGAGUCGUUGUACAUAGAUGGGUCUUCACCGCAAGAUGUCACACAUUAUGAAAAGAAAUGGGUAUUUGCACUUUUUUCUGUCAUUGUAGUAGCCAAACCGACAGCUGCCAAAUUCUACUUUAACUCUACCUGUCUAGAAGUCCAAAACGUACACGUUUGUGUCUCAAGGAUCUCAGCCACAGCACGUGGGCAAAACACGAGAGGUAGAGAAGACAAUGAACAACCCAGAGGAGAUUAUCAGCCUAUCGGCAGGGAGCAGCUUGAUUAGAGCAGUCUAAUCGUUUCACAUUCACUGUUCAAAGUGAGAAAA